Messenger RNA from Pecten maximus, 2499 nucleotides. Its product is annotated as tyrosyl-DNA phosphodiesterase 1-like. Lineage: Eukaryota; Metazoa; Mollusca; Bivalvia; Pectinida; Pectinidae. The coding region runs from base 9 to 2342 and encodes 777 amino acids. The transcript is spliced from 15 exons. The record is from RefSeq and is a predicted model, not a curated record. Gene Ontology annotation, cellular component: nucleus. Gene Ontology annotation, molecular function: 3'-tyrosyl-DNA phosphodiesterase activity; single-stranded DNA binding; double-stranded DNA binding. Gene Ontology annotation, biological process: single strand break repair; double-strand break repair.
UUGGCAACAUGGCGGCAAAUUUCAGUGACGAAGAUUUUGCACGACAGCUCCAAGUUCAAUUUGAUGGAGAAUCAGCUUUAGCACUACAGACUGAUCUUAAAAACACUGCGAACAGGACAGCAUCCUUCCAUUUGGUUUCUGACAGUGAUUCAGAUGUUACUCUGGAUCCAGAUCUAGAACAGGAUCGUUUGAAAUUUGACAAAAAAGAGAAAAAAACAUCAAAUUCUGUGUCAUACUCUGAUUCUGAUCGAACACUUUCACCAGACCUUUUUGACUGGGAAAGCCCAUCUAGAAAUAUGUCUAAUAAUUCUAAAGUUAAUCCCAAAAAAUCGUCAGAGCAUUCUACAUUAUCUAGUCAAAAAAACAAAUACAAGGAAAGACAAAGAACAGGAACAAAACUGCAGAGAGGGCAUAGUAAAGCACACGAAAUCUCAGACUCUGAGGAAGAGGCAGAAUAUGUAAGAAAGCAUGAAAAAAAGUCAAAAACACCUGUAUCAACAUCCAGUAACUAUUCUAAAAACAAUAGUGUUUCAGACAAUCUUAAAAUUUCACAGAAAUCGCCUGUUAGAGAGUCUGUAAACACAACUGUGCACAGUAGAAGUAAUCAUAGAAAUGUUGUGAAAACACCUUCUAGUCAGCAAAAGUCUUCAGAGCAGCAACCAAAGGGCAGCUCUGGAAAUAAAAAGCGAAAUUCUGCGGAAAAAGAUGGAGAUUCCUCUACAUUAUUAAAUUUGAAACGAAAGCGUGCAUUAGUUUUAGAUGAAGAGCCAUCUUCAAACAAAAAAGAAAAGCCUAUAUGUCAGUAUGGAUCUAAAUGUUACAGGAAAAACCCAUCUCACAGAGAAGAAUAUCAACAUACAGGUACAGUUGAUGAUAAUAAUGAGCAUAGACCAUCCACAAGUUCAGCUGCACCUCCUCUUCCCAAAAAGACAAAGACACAAGGGUCUCCAAUAGCAAGAGGUCCUAUAACUUCCUCAAGUGUCUAUAACAAUGGACAACCAAUCAGCUUCUUCCUAACAAAAGUACAUGGCAUUGAAAACAAGUACAACAGAUCUUGUACUAUGGAUGUGAAAGACAUCCUCUCACCAGACAUGGGAACGCUGGGAGCAUCAUGUCAGUUUAACUACAUGUUUGAGAUUCCCUGGUUGAUGAAACAAUACCCGCAGCAGUUUAGAUCUAAGCCCCUGCUACUUGUCCAUGGGUUCAAGGGUCCCAACAAGGCCAGUCUGGAGGCUGAAGGGGCUGUCUACUCCAACAUACGCUUCUGUCAGGCUCGUCUGGAUAUGCCAUAUGGGACACAUCACACGAAGAUGAUGUUCCUGCUGUAUGACAAUGGAAUGCGAGUUGUGAUACACACAUCAAAUAUGAUAGAGCGGGACUGGUUCCAGAAAACACAGGGGAUGUGGAUCAGUCCCCUGUUUCCUAAGCUCUCCAAACCUAGUAUUACAAUGGGGGAGUCUCCGACAGGAUUCAAACGCGACCUACUGGAGUACGUCGCUGCUUACCAGGCUUAUCAGCUGAAGGAAUGGAAGGAUCAUAUCUUAUGUCACGACAUGUCGUCUGCUAGGGUUUUCAUAGUUGGUUCCUGUCCAGGCAGACAUGUCGGGGACAAGAAAAGUCAUUUCGGUCACAUGAGGUUACGCCGUCUACUUCGUGAACAUGGUCCAGAGAAGGAGCUCGUUAAGACUUGGCCAGUUCUUGGUCAGUACUCCAGUGUAGGAACAUUGGGACCAGCCAAGGAGACGUGGCUGUGUACAGAGUGGUUCCAGUCUUUGGCCACGGUCAAGGGAACCAGCUCUGUCCCGCUAAUGACCAUUCCACUACAGCUGAUAUUUCCUACGAAAGAUGAUGUUCGAACCAGUUUGGAGGGCUAUCCGGCCGGAGGCUCCAUCCCUUACAGUAUCCACGUGGCUCGGAAACAGCCGUACCUUCAUACCUUCCUCAACCAGUGGAAGUCUGAGGGACGUGGGAGGAGCAGAGCCAUGCCUCACAUUAAGACUUAUGGACGACCUUCACCUUCAGGGAGGGAGCUGGCCUGGUUCCUUGUAACUAGUGCCAACUUAUCCAAGGCAGCAUGGGGAGCAAUGGAGAAGAACGGCAGUCAGCUGAUGAUACGGUCCUAUGAGCUGGGGGUCCUUUUUAUUCCAAAGUUCUUUGAAAUGAAAGGUAUGUUCAGGACAACAUGUGAUGCUGACAGUAUCGGUGGUAGUAGUGCAUUUCCACUUCCUUAUGACCUGCCAGUAACACCCUACAGCAAAGGAGACAAACCUUGGAUCUGGGAUAUUGCCCACAAAGAGCUACCAGAUACCAAUGGAAAUAUGUGGUGCCCUCCAGGUCUUUGAUGAGCCAUGUCUUAGGUCAUCAUGGAUACCAGAUACCAAUGGAAAUAUGUGGUGUCUUGGAUCGUUGACGAGCCAUGUCGUAGGACAUCCUGGAUCCAGGAUAUCCGAUACCAAUGGAAAUAAGGUUCGUGAUGAGCCAUGUCAUCCUGGUUUCCGG